UAUAGUCUGUGGUGUGGACUGACCCUCCCAAACGCUAAACCAGAGUGUGUGGUUACAGCGGCUAGUAGGUUGCUCAGAUAGUAGCGGCAGUAGAAUUUCUCCGGUUAAGAGGUAUUCUACCACCGAAAUAUUUUUAGAGACAUUAUUUUAAUGUCGAAAAACUACAUAGUGUUGCUUUAACGAGAGGGAGAAGAAGAAUCUUCAAUCUUGAAGAUUUCGCAGUGCUGUAAGAUGAAAGUCGUCUUCCUCUUCGUCUUGGCGUGCUCAGUCGCUGUGUGUGUUGCUGAGUUGAAGUUGGAGGCAACUAACGGCGAUGAUGUUACUAUACCCUUCAAAACUGCUGAACUGGAGAGAGCCGAUCAAGUGAAAAUAACUUUUACAAGAGACGAUCAGAAAAAAUUGAUUGCGCAGUACUGCUGUGCUCACUGCUGGGUCUGUAUUCCUGUGGAAACACCGGGAGUCUUACUGCGAAUUGAAGAAGGAACUGCGUCCUUGAUUCUUCUAGAUGUCAGCUCCAGAAGCUCAGGCCUUUAUAAAGCACAAGUCUUCAAUGGAAAGCAUGUGUCUGAGAUACAAGCUACACUUGUUGUCAAAGAACCAGCAUUGUCCUCCACCAAAGAGCCACCACAGACCUCCACCCCAAAACCUCCCGACACCGCUGGACACCUGUGGCUGUGUGCUUUACUGAUUCUUCCAGUCAUCCUGGGACUGGUUGUUUGUUUCUUCUGGAGGAAAAAAAAAAGCAGGAGGGAACGUGAGGCAUUACCUGAUGCUGAAGAAGCCAGAGAAACCCCUGCUGUCUCCAGACACAGCAUCUGCAAAAAAAACAUGUGUAAAAUAAAUUGAACAAAUGGCAGUGAGUGCAGCAGUGUCCUUUAAGGCUUGUAGAGAAGACACUGAAGAUCAGCUCGUGGACACCUGACUUGAUUCUGAGUGUCUUGACUAAGCAAUGAUGUCACACACUUCCUCUUGAACUGAGGAGUCAAAACCACAUUUAGUUUUUUGAAUUUGUGAGAAAAUGGACAAUUCGUAAGAUGAGAUGAGGCUCUUUGCGAUUAUUUGAUGGGAGGCGCAUUACAAAUAAUGUUAAGUGAAGGGACAAUCGUGGACCUGCUAGAACUUUAUUAAUACUGCAUUAAGUUCUGUUCUGUUCUGUUAAGUUACUGGCCGUUACAUACUAAACAUCACUCCAAACACUUCAGCCUCAAUCACACUCUUGGUCUAAAUCUGAUUUUUGUGCAUGUCUGAUUGGAAUCCAGUUGUAUUUAGUAAAACUGUGAACACGACACAACCGUGGUGACACAUUAACAUCUAAAAGCAGUCUGCUCUAGACAACUCAACAUCACUGACAUAGAAACCAGUGCAGAUAUUCCAGAAAAUAACAGCAAUAGAUUGCCCCCUACAGGUCAAUCAACCCUAGCUCAGUAUAUAACAAAGACAAUCAUUUAUUUAGAUAUGAUUUCAAUCAGAUACACACAUACUCAGAGUUGGACGGAGAGUGAGAAUGUAGCCUUUGAGGCACUGAACCCUUUUUAUAUUUAUGGAGUGAGAGAAAAUGUAUUCACUCAAAAAUAAAGAUUUAAUGGAGAAAGUAA
This is a messenger RNA of Cyprinus carpio (common carp), 1595 nucleotides long. RefSeq lists its product as uncharacterized. The record is from RefSeq and is a predicted model, not a curated record. NCBI's taxonomy places the organism in Eukaryota, Metazoa, Chordata, Actinopteri, Cypriniformes, Cyprinidae. The transcript is spliced from 6 exons. The coding region runs from base 232 to 846 and encodes 204 amino acids.